Messenger RNA from Saccharomyces kudriavzevii IFO 1802, 5088 nucleotides. It is a transcript of the gene SPO14, whose product is annotated as phospholipase D. Gene Ontology annotation, molecular function: phosphatidylinositol binding; D-type glycerophospholipase activity. The transcript has a single exon. Gene Ontology annotation, biological process: intracellular signal transduction; phosphatidic acid biosynthetic process; cell motility. Lineage: Eukaryota; Fungi; Ascomycota; Saccharomycetes; Saccharomycetales; Saccharomycetaceae. The coding region runs from base 1 to 5088 and encodes 1695 amino acids. The record is from RefSeq and is a predicted model, not a curated record.
AUGUCCAGGGUGUCGACAGCGUCUGGAACUCACUUUGCCCCUCCUCAAGCGGAUGGGCCGAUGGUUGAUGGUGCAGAUGGUGCACAUUCGGCGCCAGAUGAGUUGGGCGAGCAAGAAGUAUUGCGUCAAUUGCCUGAGAACGGUAACUUAGCUUCUAGCUUACAAAGAGAAAAGAGGAGAACUCCUAAUGACAAGGAGAGCGAGAGGAAGCAUGCGUUGCCCAAAUCAUUUGUCGAUAAAAACCUGAGCGACGUGUCACCGAACCACUCACUGGACCAUCUUAUGUUGUCUAAUGACCAUAGUCCUCGUCGAGGGUCUGCUGAGGAAAAUAGUCAUUGUCCCGAUAACUAUCCGCACAGUAGUAACAAAAACAUUCACUCUAAGCGGAAUUCUAAAAGAGAGGAAACGAAGAGCCCUCAAAGACACUUCUCUUCAGCAGCUUAUACGCAACAACAGUUUAACGGCUGGAAAAAAGAGUUUGGUCAUGCUUUCAAAAAAAUCUCAGCAAUUGGAAGACUGAAAUCCACUGUGAAUCCUACUGCGCCCACCGCCGGCGGUCAUCGCCAUAAUCAGCACCAGCAUCAGCCAGUGAAUGAAGAAGACUUGUACACACAAAGACUAGCCUCUGACCUAUUGGAUUCACUAUUAUCAGGGUGCCCGGCGUCAUUAUUCGCAAGCACACAAUUCCUAAGAGAUGAACAUGGUAAGAGAAGGGCGCCUCUUCUAUUGGCUAAACUAGAUGUUAGAGUAUCUCCUUUGAAAAGCGAUAAUAACAUUUUGGAUCUUACCAAUAGUAAUCACAACCGCCACGGCAACAAUGACAACAAUGACAACAACGACAACAACGACAACGACAACAACAACACUAGCAACAAUCCUGAUAGAAGACCUUCAGUUCCAAGGAGAUCCAGCAUUAUAAGUAUUUCCUCUAAUGUAGCCGAAUUCAUGUAUGGUCGGAACGAGAACUCUCUAUUUAGAAUACAUUUAGAGUACGGAAUUGACGAAAACAGGCUCAAAUGGUCUAUUAUAAGAAGCUAUAAAGACCUCAAAUCAUUACAUCACAAACUGAAGAUCGUCGCGUUCCAGCAGCUUACUAUAAGCAAGCUUUAUAGUGAUAAUAACAGAUAUCAUUCGUUGCAACUACCCCAUUUCCCUCAUUAUAAAGAAAUAGUUAAAGAAAGGAAUAUGCUCGAGAGAAAAGCAGAAAAUAAACCAUCUUCUUCAAAUUCAGCCCCUCAAAUAUCGACGGGCAAUGGCAAUAACAAUGGCGGUGACAUAACAUCAUUGGAAACUUUAUCAUCCUCUGAAAUCUCUGAAUUCAAUAUCAACAACGUUAAGAUGAAACAUUUGCAAGAUCUGAUUGACGAACCCGACGAUUUUUCGCAACCUAUUCACCUAAGAUUAGAAAGAUACUUGAGGCUUCUAAAUAUUGCGUUAUGUUUGAGACCUCAUGCCAAUAGAUUAUUUGAAUUUUAUGAACUAUCUCCUCUAGGAAAUUUGUUGAGUCGUGAAAGUGGGUUCAAGGGCAAACAAGGCUACUUAGUCAUUAGGUCUACCGCAAAGGCUCAAGGUUGGAGAGUUUCUCAUUUUGGCAAACACGCGUUCAAAGAUAUGAUUGAUAGACAUACGACGAAAUGGUUCCUGGUUAGAAAUUCCUACCUAACUUAUGUCUCAGAUCUUUCCUCAACAACUCCACUGGAUGUGUUCCUGAUAGAUUGGAAAUUCAAGGUCAGGUUUUCCGGGAAUAAGAAUAAUAUACUAGAUGACGAGAAUGAAAUUAAUUGGAUCAUACACGAUCCACACCUGGAAAUUGAUGACGAAUUGGAGGAACUUGCCAUUGAAAGUCAUCCUAAUGAUAUCGCUGAUAGAAAUAGUCAUUCCAAAAUGCAUCAAAAGAAGUCAAAUAUAUCCUCGAAGUUGCUAUUGUUGACUUUAGAAAACAGUGAAAGAAAGCUGAAAAUCAUUUGCAAGUCAGAGAAUUCAUUGAAGCAAUGGAUGAGUUCAAUCAUCAAAAUGUCUACUUCUACACCUUGGUCGAAACCAAAUAGAUUUGGUAGCUUUGCACCCGUCAGAACAAAUUCAUUUUGUAAAUUUUUGGUGGAUGGUCGUGAUUAUUUUUGGUCAUUAAGUGAAGCUCUUUUAAUGGCAAAGGAUGUCAUAUAUAUUCAUGACUGGUGGCUGUCUCCCGAACUAUAUCUGCGUCGGCCAGUGAAAGGCAACCAGGCCUUCAGAAUUGAUCGUAUGCUGAAAAAUUGUGCCGAAAAGGGCAUCAAAGUUUUUAUUGUGAUUUACAGAAAUGUGGGGAAUAUCGUUGGGACAGACAGUCUUUGGACUAAACAUUCUAUGUUGAAUUUACAUCCAAAUAUACAUAUCAUAAGAUCACCUAACCAGUGGUUGCAGAAUACGUAUUUUUGGGCUCAUCAUGAAAAAUUUGUCGUCAUUGAUGAAACUUUUGCAUUUAUUGGAGGUACUGAUUUAUGUUAUGGUAGAUACGAUACCUUUGAACACGUACUACGGGAUGAUUCAGAAUCCUUACUUGACCAAAAUUAUCCUGGUAAAGAUUAUUCCAAUGCAAGAAUUGCUGAUUUUCAUGAUUUAGACAAACCGUUCGAAUCGAUGUAUGAUAGAAAAGUUAUUCCACGAAUGCCAUGGCACGAUGUUCAAAUGAUGACGUUGGGAGAACCUGCAAGAGAUCUAGCACGUCAUUUUGUUCAGAGGUGGAAUUAUUUAUUGAGAGCUAAGAGGCCUAGUAGAUUAACUCCACUAUUAACCCCCCCUUCAGAUUUGACCGCUGAAGAACUGAAAAGUUUGCCGAUGUUUGAAAUAUUACGCGAACAAUCUACUUGUGAAACUCAAAUACUUAGAAGCGCUGGGAAUUGGUCACUCGGUUUAAAGGAAACCGAAUGUUCCAUUCAAAAUGCUUACUUGAAGUUGAUUGAACAAAGUGAUCAUUUUAUCUAUAUUGAAAAUCAGUUUUUCAUUACGUCGACUGCCUGGAAUGGCACUUGUGUAUUGAAUAAAAUCGGUGAUGCUCUCGUGGACAGAAUUGUUAAAGCUAACCAGCAAAACAAACCCUGGAAAGCUUUCAUUCUUAUUCCACUAAUGCCAGGAUUUGAUUCUCCAGUAGACACUGCGGAAGCCUCAAGUCUUCGUUUAAUCAUGCAAUUUCAGUAUCAAUCAAUUUCGAGAGGUGAGCAUUCUGUCUUUAGUAAAUUGAAGAAGUUGAAUAUCGAUCCAGCUCAGUAUAUUCAGUUUUUUUCAUUGAGGAAAUGGUCUACUUUUGCUCCAAACGAAAGGUUAAUUACUGAGCAACUUUAUGUUCAUGCUAAGAUUAUGAUUGCUGACGAUAGAAGAUGCAUCAUAGGCUCUGCUAAUAUCAACGAAAGGUCACAACUAGGUAAUAGAGAUAGUGAAGUGGCAAUUCUUGUUAGAGAUACCGACUUGGUAAAGACUAGAAUGAAUGGUGACGAGUAUUACGCGGGAAGAUUCCCAUGGGAAUUGAGACAACGUUUAAUGAGAGAACAUUUGGGUUGUGAUGUUGAUCUUGUUGAGUUUGUUGAAAAGAAAUUCAAAAGGUUUGAAAACGUUGCUAUAAAAAAUUACAAGACGCUUCAUACCUUAGGUAAUGGCGGUGAUGAUGGCAAGAAUUUGAGCAAAAAGGAAAUGAUUGAUUCUGCUAUGAUUGAGUUAGGCUAUCGUGAAAUCUUCGGCUGUAAAUAUAGCUCUCAAUGGCGAGAUGUUCAUAGAGGCAAUACGGAUGACAACGGCUGUGAAUAUGGUAUACAUGAAGAGAAAUCAGGAAGAGAGGACGAGAAUAUAUAUAAGAAAUUUUUCAAUCCCGUGGAUCAUGGACAGUCAUCCCGUAAAAGAACCCCAUUACCUAAACAUGGUUUUGCAUCACUGGGGCUAACAUUUAAUCAUAGGGCAGGCAUCGAAAAUAUCGGUAUCAGAGACCAUAAAGUUUUAAGUACAGAUCCAAGAUUAAGAAAGAAUGACGAACACAAGAAAGAAGUCGAUGGCUAUGGACCCGAUGGUUGGAAAAUGGAAUCUAAUGAGAAGUAUAAAGCCGACGCUACUGAACAGUUAAAGGAAUGGGCGUUAAGAUCUUUGACUUCAAAGGUUCUUGAUGACGACAAAUUGAUCAAAUCCAAAAUUACAGAAGGAUUUUCAAAUUACUUGCCUGAUGAAAAAGAUUUGGAGUUGUAUAUCAGGGAUAAAGACGUUACGAAUAGAAACAAAUGGAGUAUGUUAAAAAGAGUCUGCUACUUACAAUACUUGUCUCAUAAACUUAAUGAAAGAAAAUCCCAGAGAUUAAAGAAAAUCAAGAAUAUGAGAAGACAUUUAAGUUCCAGCACAGAGAGCACAAAAAAUGGGUCUACUAAUCCACCAUUGAGCGAAAAGGACAACGAGGAGGAAAGCUCAGAUGCUGGUCGGGAUAACGAAUGUGAUGAAUAUCAUAAACUGCACACAGAUAUUCUGAAAAACCAAGAAUUAGAUGAUAACUCACUAGAUGACCUACUUUCUCAAAUAAUCCCCAAGAUUACUAAUUUUAAUAGUGGCGAAAUAGAUGAUGCGAAAAAAGAAGAGUUGUUAAAACUGAAUUUCAUUGACCCAUAUUCUUUUGAGGACCCUCUAAUUUCUUCAUUUUCGGAAGGGUUGUGGUUUACGAUUGCAUUAAGAAAUACUCUACUUUACAAAUUAGUAUUUCAUUGUCAACCCGAUAAUACUGUGCAAAAUUGGAAAGAAUACGGAGAAUUUACUGAAUUAGAGCAAGAAUUUCAAAUAAACCAGGAGAAAUUGAUUGAUUUAGAAGCAGAAAAUAUCAAUUCUAAAUCUACAAAUGUUGUAGAUAAAGAGAGGGAAAAAGAAAAAAUGAGAAAAGCCGCUGAAUUGAGAAUGAAACUAUCUGGAAGUUUGCUAUAUGGAUUUAAUCAAAAGGUUUUUGAUAAACAUACUGCACAGAGGAUCUUGGAACGAAUCCAUGGCCAUUUGGUCAUUUUCCCCACCGAAUGGCUCGCUAAAGAAGUUGAAAGUAGAAACUGGAUUUUUAAUUCGGAUAGACUCUCUCCGAUGGAGAUCUAUAAUUAA